Molecule: messenger RNA, 1652 nt
Organism: Oreochromis niloticus (Nile tilapia)
Lineage: Eukaryota; Metazoa; Chordata; Actinopteri; Cichliformes; Cichlidae
Gene: usf1
Product: upstream transcription factor 1
Exons: 11
Coding region: 190-1089 (299 amino acids)
Biological process (GO): regulation of transcription by RNA polymerase II
Molecular function (GO): DNA-binding transcription factor activity, RNA polymerase II-specific; RNA polymerase II cis-regulatory region sequence-specific DNA binding; protein dimerization activity
Source: RefSeq, a predicted model, not a curated record
GACAAUUUUAACGGAAGUGUAGUUAUUUGUAUAUAGCUGUUACUGAUCUGGAACCAGCCGACUUGAUCUCCUGUGGCGCAUGCGUAAAGCUGAAACAGCUCUGUUGACAAAUAUCGGAGGAGGGACCACUGCGGCUCUGGCUGUGGGAGCGAGUGAAGGCGGUCUCCUCGUCCAAGAGCUUCCCGAGCAAUGAAGAGUCAGCAGAAAAGCCCUGAACAAGACGGCACUGUUACCGUCAACGAGGAAGGGUCCGUAGCUACCGCUGAGGAUCCAGCAGCUAUUGCUACCAUUCAGUCUGCUGCCACCUUUACUGACCAACCCAUCAAAUAUCUGUUCAAGACAGAAGGAGCGGGUGGACAGGUGACCUACAGAGUGAUCCAGGUGGCAGAUGGCCAGUUGGAGGGACAGACAGACGGAGCUGCAGCGGUCAGCCUGGUCGCUGGUUUCCCCGCGACCACUCAGACUGUCACACAGGCUGUCUUCUCACAGUCAGAGGCAUUGGAGGGAGAUGGCAGCGCUGAGACACAGUACACUUACUACCCUGCCACCAUCGCAGAUGCCACCACUGGUACCAUGGUAACCACCGUGCAGGCGUCUGACACGCUUCUGGGCCAGACCACGCCCACAGGGCAGCUUUAUGUGAUGAUGUCACCACAGGAGGUUUUGACAGGGUCCAAUCAAAGGACGAUUGCACCUCGAACUCAGCCGUACAUCGCGAAGCAGGACGCUCCGCGGGCCUCCAGAGAUGAGAAACGGCGAGCCCAGCACAACGAAGUUGAGCGGAGGCGCCGGGACAAGAUCAACAACUGGAUCGUGCAGCUGUCAAAGGCCAUUCCAGACUGUAACGUCGACUACACCAAGACGGGACAGAGUAAAGGGGGGAUCUUAUCCAAAGCCUGCGAGUACAUAAAGGAGCUGCGACAGAACAACCUGAAGCUUGGGGAGGACGUCAGCGUUCUGGAUCGUCUAAGAGUUGACAACCAGCUACUGAGACAGGAGGUGGAAGACUGGAAGUCCAAGAAUCAGAUCCUGAGGAACCUCUUGCGACAGCACGGCAUUGUGGGAUCGUCCAGCACAGAGUCUCAGUGAGAAACCUGCAGUCAUCAACCACAUGUGGGCCAAAGGUGUACUUGAAAUACUUUGGAGAUACUUCAUUUGUGAUCAGUGUGCAUGAAACGGGGGGAAUAAGUGAAUAUUGUCAUUAAUAUUCAAAUCCAACUUCUUUGCUAAAUGACAUCUUUAAAUGUUGUUUUCCAAGCUUUUUACAGCAUUCUUUUAUCUACAGUACAAUCAUCAUAUUGAUUUAGCGAAGCCCUCAUUUAACGCCUCCCUGCACAAACAUUAUGAUUGUUCAUUACCGUUAGCCUCCAGUACAGUAAGCUCACGUUUCUUUUCCUUUCUGUGUAUCUGUGUAUUACAUGCACUCAUUCAUAUGUUCUUGUUGUUUAUCACUUUGAUCAGUCGAUGCUAUGAGUUUGUUAUCCAAGAGUCUGACUCUUUGCUUUGUAUUUUUACUGUGUCAUGAAGCGUCACUGGGGACAUAUAUUACAUUGCAACAAUGUAACUAACUAAAUAAAUUGGAGGGGGGGCAUUGCAUAGUAUGUAGGGUAUGUAUGUCUUUAUAAUAAAAACAAAUAUUAUGCUACAUGUCA